Molecule: messenger RNA, 795 nt
Organism: Apodemus sylvaticus (European woodmouse)
Lineage: Eukaryota; Metazoa; Chordata; Mammalia; Rodentia; Muridae
Gene: Gjc3
Product: gap junction protein gamma 3
Exons: 2
Coding region: 19-795 (258 amino acids)
Biological process (GO): cell communication
Cellular component (GO): connexin complex
Source: RefSeq, a predicted model, not a curated record
CUGCCAGGCAAGUGCAGGAUGUGCAGCAGGUUCCUGAGACAGCUAUUGGCUCAAGAGAGCCAGUACUCCACUCCUGUGGGGCGCUUCCUUCUUCCAGUGCUCAUGGGAUUCCGUCUCCUGAUCCUGGUUUCCAGUGGACCUGGGGUUUUUGGGGAUGAUGAGAACAAAUUCAUAUGUCAUCUAGGGCAGCCAGGCUGCAAGACCCUUUGCUAUGAUGUCUUCCGCCCUCUCUCUCCGUUGCGCUUCUGGGCCUUCCAAGUCAUCCUGAUGGCCGUCCCCAGUGCCAUGUAUGUGGCUUUCACUCUGUAUCAUGUGAUUGGAUACUGGGAGGUACCAGGAAAGGAGAACAAGGAGCAGGAGUCCCGGAUUUGCAAAAGGGAUCGUAGCAAGGAUGUCUCAGGGGCUAAAAGCCUCAAGCUUCUCUGGGCCUAUGUGGCACACCUUGGGGUGCGACUGGUCCUUGAGGGAGCAGCUCUAGGAGUUCAGUACCAUUUGUAUGGCUUCAAGAUGCCCAGCACUUUUGAAUGUCGUGAAGAUCCUUGCAUUGGCAGCACGACCUGUUUCCAGUCUCACCCCUCUGAGAAGACCAUCUUACUCAACACCAUGUUUGGGAUCAGCAGCGCCAGUCUCUUAUUUAUUUUCCUGGAGCUUGUGCUCUUGGGUUUAGGGAGGUUUUGGAGGAUGUACAGGCACAAACUUCCCUUCCUAAAGAACUUGCCAACCUCAGAGAGCUCCGUAAGACGCAAGGACACAACCGACGACUUGUCAGUGGUGGAGACAAAAGAGCCAUUUUGA